Molecule: messenger RNA, 954 nt
Organism: Cladocopium goreaui
Lineage: Eukaryota; Dinophyceae; Suessiales; Symbiodiniaceae
Source: the annotation of a GenBank genome assembly
GUUGUCACUGCUGGCGCACAUCAUCGCUUCUUCGAGUUUGCAGGCGAAGCCUCCAUCCUUUGUGCUCACCUGCCGUCGGGCGGAAAGGCACCGGUGGGAAAGGCCUAUUGGAACCCCAAGAAACGCGCUCCACCCGGUUUGGUCCCACGGAGGCCAUUCGAGACUGUGGCACUCACCAAGCACAAGUGGAUCUUUGAAGGUUGGAAGGUGAUCGAGGGAGCUGCCAUACGGCCGCAUGAUGUUAUCUUUGGUGGCAAAAUUCUGCACGGGACCGAACAGCAGCCCAAUAGAACCUUAGAGUCCUCAGCCAAUGGCACAGUGACGCAACUCCUGCCGCGAGCGCAUCUGGGUCAAACCAUCAUGCCCCACGUGGGCGUUGCCAUCAUCGCUUUCCCUGUGGUGCAUCCCCCUGGCCUGGAAGUGCCUAAGGAGUCCAGGGGCGCCUAUGAUGUUUUUGCCAUCACAGACCGUGCCUAUCGUGUGGCUGCAUUUCACGUAACCGAUGGAGCUCACGUCUCAGCUGGUGAUACCAUCUUCUGUGGCUACCCGGUGGUAGGAGAGAACUUGGGCGCCAAGGUGGACGUGAAGGCCACGGAAUCCGGGCGAGCUGAAAACCUUCUGACGCUGAUUCCCGGGCACUUUGUGUUGAAAGAUGUGGUGGUGAUGCAACUGCGACCCCUGGUGCUAUAUCCACCUGGUCUUGAGCAGAAACCACAGGCUCACAUCGUCAAGAACUCGAAAGCAUUGCGAUUCGAUCGAUGGAAGGUGGAUCUUGGAAGCCAUGUGAAACGUGGCCAAGCCCUUCUGACCUAUCAUCGCCUGGGUGAUAGGCACCUCCAUGUGAUGAAAAGCAAUGUCGCUGGUGUUGUGAACAAACUUGUGCAGCUUGGAAUGAUUAGAUGUGUACGGGUGAAAUUGGGCUACCAGUGGACCCAGAAAAUUGAACCUGUCUAG